CGACAAACCCAGCCUUACCACACCACCGCCUACCAUGGCUCCCAUGCGGCCUUCCAAGCGCCCACGGUCGCGUACUGAGAAUGGAGAAGCCUCUGGAACUAAUGCCGCGGGUUUGCGAAGGGGCUCGGGCAAGCGACCGCGUUUAUCACCAGCUAGCGAAGAUGAAGAAUCUGACGCAGCAAUGUCCUACGUUUCAGAAGAGGUUCAUCUUACCAAAGAAAGUCCACAAGGCCCUGUGGAGGAUUGGGAGACCGCUCGCGAUGGCGGUUUCGAGGACUUGCAAUACCAGGAAAUCGACGACCAGCACUCCACCCAGAUCAUACAACAGCGAUUUGAAAAACACAGAGAACGACUGCAGGACGGCAAGGUGAACGACCCGGCCGACAACGGCGUGAUUGAAGAAGUGAAGUGCACAAACUUCAUGUGUCAUGAUCGACUUACGGUCAAACUCGGUCCCCUCAUCAAUUUUAUUAUCGGGCACAAUGGCAGCGGCAAGAGCGCUGUCCUCACUGCCAUCACUCUGUGUCUCGGAGGAAAGGCUACCGCGACCAAUCGGGGUCAAAGUUUGAAGAGUUUCAUCAAAGAAGGCCGAGAUGCUGCUCUUCUCAGUGUACGUAUCAAGAAUCAAGGCUCCGCUGCCUACAAGCCCGAGAUCUACGGAAAAUCGAUUAUCGUCGAACGACAAUUCUCAAAGACAGGGUCCAACAGCUAUAAAAUCAAGAACACCAAUGACAAGACUGUCUCGACGAAGAAAGCCGACUUGGAUGAUAUCCUUGAUGCAUUCUGUCUCCAAUUGGAUAAUCCGAUGAACGUACUCACACAAGACAUGGCUCGACAGUUCUUGAACCAUUCCAACGCAAAAGACAAGUACAAGUUCUUUCUCAAGGGGACUCAGUUGGAGGCUUUGGAUAACGAUUACAAAUUGCUAUCAGACACCAUCAAUGCCGUGGAGAGCAAACAUGAUCUUUUAGAGGAGACUGUCCAGAUCCGCAAGAAGGCAUUCGAUGAAGCUGCAGCCAAAAAAAGGCAAGCGCAGCAACUGGAUGGUCUCCAUGAGAAGAUACAUAAUUUGGUCAUGCAGAUGGCAUGGGCCCAAGUGAUCGAUCAAGAAGAUCGCCUUGCCGAACUGGACAAGUUAAUUCAAGACAAGGACGAAAUGAUCAAUGACAGGAGAACACAGUCUGAGGAGGCCUCGGGAAGGUACGAUACCGCCAACGAAGCACGCGAAACUGCCAGGGAAUCUUUGAAGGCACUUCAAGACAGCAUAGCUCCUGUUCAGGCUCGACGUACCGCCGCCAAGGAGACGCUUGAUGCGAAGAAAGAGAAACUUGCGGACACCAUAAACGCAAUAUCUAUAGCGAGAUAAAGGCUUCAGAAGCAGCAAUAAGGAAAUACACUACGCUGAUUCGAGAGGAGCGUCAUCGACAGGAACAAGCAGACGGUGGUCAACACGCCCAGAAGCUCGCCGAUA
Molecule: messenger RNA, 1471 nt
Organism: Mytilinidion resinicola
Lineage: Eukaryota; Fungi; Ascomycota; Dothideomycetes; Mytilinidiales; Mytilinidiaceae
Product: P-loop containing nucleoside triphosphate hydrolase protein
Exons: 5
Coding region: 35-1366 (443 amino acids)
Biological process (GO): double-strand break repair via homologous recombination
Cellular component (GO): site of double-strand break; nucleus; Smc5-Smc6 complex
Molecular function (GO): damaged DNA binding; ATP hydrolysis activity; single-stranded DNA binding
Source: RefSeq, a predicted model, not a curated record